AUGAGGACUCAGGAAUCAAUUAGCGCGGGGCAGACUCUCACCCUGGCUGCAAGCCAGGCACUGCCCAUCCAGGACGGUCGGAUCAUGGUGGACGAGCUCCAGCAGCAACUUCCCAAAUUCUCACUGAAGGUGACGGCACUCCUGGAGAACAUGUACUACUUCUGCCACAAUGUCCGGCGUGACCUCCAGGACUUCCGGGAGCUGAUGGACAACUUCUCCGAACUGCUCAAGGCCUGCGACAUCCCGGCACUAGAGCAGCCCAAGGUGGCCAUGCCCUCACCCAGCAUCAGUGAUGACGCGGACCAGGUGGUACCCGAGCUGGUGCCUGAGUCGGAGCCAAGCACCCCCGAGGCCGCCCAGGAGGUGCCCUUCGAAGCCGUAGCAAGAGCCAAGCUGUUGUCUGACUGGCCAGAGCUGGCCUGGGCCCAGGACGCCCCAGAGAAGGAGGAGGAAUCAGGACUGGAGGAUGACAAGCUGGAAUCUCACGACUUGGGCACCAAGGCCAAGGACACCAACUCGCCUCCCCAGCCCCCGGAGACCUCCAGCUCCUCGGAGGAAUCCCCAGGCACCCGAGCAAGCCCAGGCCUGUCCAACGAGACCACGAGGAAGGUCCAGCGGCUGCUGAAGCUGCUCUCCUGGGACCCCGAAGACUUUGAAGGUGCCGACCGGCGAUGCUGGCGCCUGGGGGUCCCGAGCAGGCUGGAGAAGAAGCGGACGCUGCGGCACGGGGAGCCGGUGCUGGCUGUGGGGGUGAGCAGUUUCACUCGGCACGCCUUCACCUGCGGCCGGGCCGGCAUCAAGGUGUGGAGCCUCGCGGACCUGGGGGUCGAGGCCCGGCUCCCGGAGAGCUGCUUGUUCCCGCCAGCACAGAGCUGCGAGGCCUACCUGCGUACCUGCCUGCUCACCUCCAAUAACAGGAGCCUGCUCGCAGGUGGCCACAGCCUGCCCAGCGUGAGCCUGUGGGACCUGGCGGCGCCCUCCCUGCGGAUCUCACACCAGCUGCCUUGUGAAGGCUACACCUGCCAGGCCCUGGCUGCCAACCUGGAUGAAAACCUGGCUUUCGCCAGCUUCACCGACGGCACGGUCAGGAUUUGGGACCUGCGCAGUCAGAGCGUGGUCAGGGACUUCCACGGGCCACCCCACAGUGCCAAGAGCCUGGUGGUGAAGGCCCAGCAGGUGUGGACAGGGGGCCUGGACGCCUGCCUGCGGGGCUGGGACCUCCGCGCCCCAGCCCAGCCCCUGCAGUGGCCCAUGAAGUCUCAGAUCAUGAGCCUGGCCCACUGCCCCAACGAGGACUGGGUGGUCCUGGGCCUGGCCAGCGGCGAGCAGUGGCUGCAUCCAACCAACAGCGGUAAGACGCGUUUGCUGGGCAGCCAGGAGAAUCCCAUCCUUGGCCUCAAGUUCUCCCCGUUUGGCCGGUGGUGGGUGAGUGUGGACACCGAUGGCCUGGUCAGCAUCUGCUCCAUGCCCCUGGGAGCCAAGGUGGUCCAGGUACCCGAAAACUCGUCCGCCAUGUGCUGUGACGUGUGUAGCAACAGCUCCCUGGUGGCCGCGGGGACCGGGGACUGCGCCUCUGUGUACCAGGUCGCCUACUGA
Messenger RNA from Ochotona curzoniae (black-lipped pika), 1596 nucleotides. RefSeq names its product TLE family member 6, subcortical maternal complex member (gene TLE6). Gene Ontology annotation, cellular component: transcription regulator complex; nucleus. Lineage: Eukaryota; Metazoa; Chordata; Mammalia; Lagomorpha; Ochotonidae. Gene Ontology annotation, biological process: regulation of DNA-templated transcription; negative regulation of canonical Wnt signaling pathway. Bases 1 to 1596 code for a protein of 531 amino acids. The transcript is spliced from 16 exons. Gene Ontology annotation, molecular function: protein binding; transcription corepressor activity. The record is from RefSeq and is a predicted model, not a curated record.